Molecule: messenger RNA, 1612 nt
Organism: Ceraceosorus guamensis
Lineage: Eukaryota; Fungi; Basidiomycota; Exobasidiomycetes; Ceraceosorales; Ceraceosoraceae
Product: DUF1751-domain-containing protein
Exons: 5
Coding region: 407-1612 (401 amino acids)
Biological process (GO): retrograde vesicle-mediated transport, Golgi to endoplasmic reticulum
Cellular component (GO): Golgi apparatus; membrane
Source: RefSeq, a predicted model, not a curated record
AGAAAGGCGGCGAUCGCAACUCAAUUGCUUCUUCGAGAUACUUGCGCGACUGCUGCUACUACUACUGCUUCAGUUGGCCCUCACGAUCCACGAUCAGUGGCUUUCCAUCCGCCGCCUGACAUCCGUUUCCCUUGUUCCUCCCUUGUUCCAUUGACUCACCGCUCGCUUCUGCUCUGUUCCGACUGCGCUUUCAGCAGUCUGCCCCAGCGUCGCGCUUCGAACUAAGGCCUUCCACCCAUCCACCCCUUCAUCUUCGACACACCACUCAUUACUUGCCAUCCAGCCGGCUAAGGGCUCCUAUCCAACCGCGGUCUUCUUCGAGCUACACCUUUUCCCUGUCUACCACUCCGAAUCUUAACGGCGGGAUCACCAGCAUCGCGGUACUCUGUUACUGCGACCGGCCAAGAUGGCCGUCUUCGACGCGGCGUCGGUGCUGCAGUCCUUGCCCAUAGCUACACGAUCAUUGAGCAUCGCAUUAGUGUCGCUUUCACUACUGCUCUUCGUCUUGCGGAUAACCCUAUCUCCGGCCGAUGCUCGAUUACACAUCCUCAGCUGGUCGCACAAAGACAGCGCUACGCUGUUCCCAGCAUUGGUCCUGGUCCCAGGCACCAGUUGGGUCUACCCUUGGACACUCAUCACCUCUUCAAUCUGCGAAACCACCGUGGCCGAGUUUCUCAUCAGCAUCGUCUCGCUACCUCUGGCCGGAAGAUAUUUGGAAAGAUUAUGGGGGCCCAUAGAAUUGGUCAAAUUCGUAGGGGUGGUAUUGGUCGGGUCCAACGUGAUUGCUUGGUUCUUGGCGGUGCUGGCCUACUUGGUGUUCCGAGGCGAGAGAGGCAUGUACGGCACACAGUAUCAUGGCCUCAUGGCGCUACAGACGGGCUUUCUUGUCGCGCUCGCACAACUCAUUCCUGAACAUCAAAUCCAGCUAUUCCACGGUAGAGUUCGCAUCCGUGUCAGGGAUUUGCCAAUGGCCUACGUGACUCUGUCGAACGUGCUCUGCCUGGUCGGAGAGCUGUCACCCUUCAUCCUCAUUCAAUUCGGCUGGCUCAUUUCUUGGGCCUACCUCAGAUUCUUUAAAGCCGGAGAGGGAGGGAUUCGUGGGGACAGAUCUGAGACAUUCUCCUUCGUCAGCUGGUUCCCGCCAUUCCUCCACAAGCCCGUAGGAGCGCUAUCAAACCUGCUGUAUCCCUUGUUCGUCAAGCUAGGCAUCGUUCAGCCUUGGUCAUACUCUGCCUUGGGAGACGUUGAACUAGGGGUAGGAAGGGAGCUGCCAGGAAGGAGCAACAGCGGAGCUGAGGCAGAGAGGAGAAGGGCGAUGGCUCUUAAAGCGCUCGACAGUAGGGCUGUGCCCAGACCCGGAAGCAGUGGGGGCGCAAACGCAUCAGGAAGCAGCAAGGGCCCGGGGGAUGCUGCGGGUGCGCCUGCAGCGUCAAGCACAGCCUCUGCCGCGGACGAGAAGAAAGCUUUGGCUGCUGCUCAGGCUGUCGGCAGCAGCGGCAGCACAUCUGUGCCUUCCGUCGUGGUGUCACGAGCAAAGGAGGAUGAACACGAUGCGGGUGAUAUUGGAGCUAGGAAGGACGAUGAUGAUGAUGAUGAUGAUGACUGGAAUUGA